Molecule: messenger RNA, 558 nt
Organism: Solanum lycopersicum (tomato)
Lineage: Eukaryota; Viridiplantae; Streptophyta; Magnoliopsida; Solanales; Solanaceae
Source: RefSeq, a predicted model, not a curated record
AUGGAGAGCAUGAUGAGUAGAAAGAAGAGAGUCCGAGUUGAAUCGGAAGAAUCAGAAUAUAACUCACCGGAAGUGAAGAAACUCAAGGAGAAUCUGUUGUACGAUCUCACCGACGACGAUGAUAGCUCCGAGUUUUGCACCACGAGUCAUGAUUUCGAUUCGUUCAUGAAGAGUUUCGAAGAAGAAAUUACAGCUUCUCCGUCACCGGCGAAGGUGAUGGAGACGGAAGUGGUGGAUUUGACGGCGGAUUCUGAUGAGUCUCAGCCGGAGUUAGGUUACCUUCUCGAAGCGUCGGAUGAUGAACUCGGACUUCCUCCGGCAACGGCGGAGGGAAGUGAAUCGGUAGUCGAAUUGAUCGGAGUUUCACCGGAUUCAAUAUGGGAAGUGGAAGAGAGAAUUCCGAAUUACGAUUCGUUCGAAUUGGGGAUCGCUGAUUUAGUGGAUUUCAACACUGGUGUUUGUGAAUACGUAGCACUAGAUGGAUUGUUUGAUCAUUCGGAUCUUGGUUUCGGGUCACCCGAUUUUCUAUGGAGACCCGAGACGUUACCGGCAAACUAG